Molecule: messenger RNA, 451 nt
Organism: Symbiodinium sp. CCMP2456
Lineage: Eukaryota; Dinophyceae; Suessiales; Symbiodiniaceae
Source: the annotation of a GenBank genome assembly
GCAGUGGAAGAAAGCCCCCGGACCUGGCGCCGGGCGCGGGGCGCGACCGGCCUCUGCAGGCGUGCAUCGCCCACGCGGUCCGCGUGAUAUGUCCACGUUGGUCCGCCGCAUGCACGAGCUUAUGGACGUCCUCCGCUGCCGGCUGGAAGAAGAGGCAGAUUCACCAAUUUCGCCGAUGCCAGUGACACCUCCAUCAAAGAGGGGAGGCCCUUCGCCUAAGGCGAGCCUGGGUGACUCCCUCGAAAAGUUGGAGGCUCUCUUCGAAGAGGGUCGGAAUCCCUCGAAACUGCUCCAACAGCAUCUGACGGACGCCAUGUCCCGAGAAGGUCAAGCUGAGAUGAACUUCGCUCCGAAAAGCCGAGCUCGGGCACCGACUGUUGAGCCCGUGACCCAUGCCACGGAGCCUCUCGCGCAAAGCCGGAUGAUGGAGCCAACUGCCCAGCCUGUGACC